Molecule: messenger RNA, 2571 nt
Organism: Myotis davidii
Lineage: Eukaryota; Metazoa; Chordata; Mammalia; Chiroptera; Vespertilionidae
Product: phosphofurin acidic cluster sorting protein 2-like
Biological process (GO): protein localization to plasma membrane
Molecular function (GO): transmembrane transporter binding
Source: RefSeq, a predicted model, not a curated record
AUGCUCUGGGUCAUCUCUGCCAGGACUGCCAGACUGAAGGUGAACAAGGAGGAGGUCCAGCUUCUGGAUGGGCAGAGCAGGGCUGCCCGUUUCCACAUCCAGGUGGUUCUGGGGAGUGUGGUUCAGGGCCCUGGAGUGGAAACCAUCACGUCCACGGUGCUCAAAACACAGGUACCCCAGAACUUGUUAGCUACCUGGGAGGUGGACUGCUCCAGCCCCAGCUGUGUGCGGUGGUGCAGUCUCACUUUAAAGAAGCUAGUGGUCUCCAAGAAGCUGAUCAAGGACCUCAACUCUGUGGUGAUUUCUGUGAAUAUUCAGGACUCCAAGGGCAUCCUGAGGUCCCAAGAGAUUGUGCUGCCCCGCAGUAGACCAGUGCAGACCAACCUGGUGCUGACCUUCUCCCUGCAGAACAACCACUUCCUCAAGAGAGAAGGCAAUAAGCUCCAGAUCAUGCUGGAGCAGAGGAAGCGCUAUAAGAACAGAACCGUUCUGGGCUACAAGACACUGGCCACGGGCGCCAUCUCCAUGGAUGACAUCAUGCAGCAAAACCCCAAGUGUGGCCAGAUGAUGAGCCUCUGCAGCAGAGUCAAGGAGUCCUCCACCAAGGUGGCCGAAAUCUGGAUCUCCUCACUGUGCAGUCAGCCCAUCAACGAGGAGGACAGUGCCAUACAAGCCAAUCUCAAGGCUGAGUGCUCAGAGAACCACUCUAAGGGCAAGUCUGAGAACUUCCUCUCGAAGCUAGGGGCCAGCUGCAAUGCCGGCCACAGGCAGGACCAGGAGGAGGAUGACUUUGACGAGGGGAAUCUGAUUGUCAGAAGGAGCUCCAUGACUCGGCAACAGAACUACCACCAGAAAGUCUUGUUAUGGCUGCACACAGUCAAAGUAUCAGAGGAGAUCCUGGACAUUGGGCAGGAAGGACUAUGUGGAGCAUUCCAGGGGGUGGAGGAGGACCUGGACCUCCUGUAUGAUAUGCUGGAGAAUGCCAGUGACAGUGGCCCAGACAUGAGGGACAAUCACAGUGUCCUCAGCAGCCCCAAUCCCAAGCUCAGGCCAUACAUGGAAGGCCUGUCAGACUCCAGCUUGCCGAUGGAGAUGCAGGACCUCCACAGCACCAGAAUCCAAAAGGAGCCUCUGAGUCUGGCCCACAUGCCUGAGAACAGGAGGUCCUCAGGAGGCAAGCAGCCAAGUGAUAGUGGCUCUGAAUCAAUGGCCCACGGAAUUCGGUCCCCUGGGGAGCAGCUGGAGGACAGCCUGGAGGCAGAGUCCUCCAUCUGGGGUUGGUUCACCAAGAAGCUGCCAUCCAUAGUGCGCUUCACCAAGUCUGUAGUCAUCCCCUUCAUCAGGUCCAAGGGGAAACAGGCUGGCCACUGGGGCUGCAACACAGCCCUGAAUGAGUGGUUCAACGGCCUGGACAAUGACAGCCCAGACCUACAGAACCAGCGGCAGAUACCCAGGAAGCCCAUGAGUGACCAGCCAAACAACAUCCUCAUUUCCCAGGACAAGCUGCCCGAGAACAUCAUCCUGGUCAACACUUCGGACUGGCAGGGCCAGUGCCAGUUACUUUCAGACAUCCUGCAGGGGCAUACACUGCCUGUGGUGUUCACUUGUUCCACAGUUGAUGUCCAGAAGGCAUUUAGCAUCAUCAUCUCCUGGAUGCAGAGAUAUUGCAACUGCAAUUCCCAAGUGGACUACAUGCGUUUUCUGGUCAACCCGCUGGGUUCCCACCCCCUGGCCAGCUACCUGGGUUCCAUGGAAUGUCGCUACAACAACUUCUUCCAGGACCUAUACUGGUGGGAGAUGUUCAACAACCUGGAGUCCCAGAACAUCUUGCAGGACACACAGGACGUUUUGUCGAAAAUCACUGAGUGUGCCAACUGUGUCUACUUGCUGCCCAUCCCAGAGGCCCUACUCAAUGAGCAGCAGAAGCUCCCCAACGAGAAGUCCUCACAGAAGCUCAUUCCCUUAGUGGGGGCAGCGAAGGUUGGAAGAGUGGAUCGAUCUUCAGCCAUGUCAAGGGAUUCAGAUGAUGUGGACCACUCAUGCUCCAGUGUUCUUCCUGCCAGGAAGGCCUCACCCAACACACUCUCCCCUCCAUCAAUGAGUGGGGGCCUGUCCUCCCCUAGCCAGAGUGUCCAUGCAGAGAUGAUGGAGCUUCAGGUGCAUUACUGAAUGGAAGCCCAACCAAUAUACACGAAGAGAAUUGUGGAGAAGAAAGACCUGCCUACCGCCAAAAGCACACUCAAGUGCUUCUUCCAGUCUAUCCAGGCCAGCAAGCUGCUCAGCAGUGGUGAGGCCAGAGCAACACCCACCAUGUCCAUGAGUGUCACCAAUGAGAUGAAAAAGACGGCGCCCAAGAAAACCAAGAACGAGGAUGUGGAGUCCACAAGCCAGUGCAUUGAGGGCAUCUGUCACCUGGUUUGCAGGGCAAAGAACCAGCAGAAAAUGCUGCCAGUCGUCAUUGAUGGCAUGGAGUGGAACGACGUGACGUUCUUCCAGCUGGCAGCCCAGUGGUCCUCUCACAUCAAGCUCUUCCCCAUCUGCAUCUUUGGACAUUUCAAUUCCACAUUCUAG